Molecule: messenger RNA, 528 nt
Organism: Aspergillus eucalypticola CBS 122712
Lineage: Eukaryota; Fungi; Ascomycota; Eurotiomycetes; Eurotiales; Aspergillaceae
Product: DNA-directed RNA polymerase I core subunit RPA12
Exons: 3
Coding region: 108-473 (121 amino acids)
Biological process (GO): termination of RNA polymerase I transcription; DNA-templated transcription
Cellular component (GO): RNA polymerase I complex
Molecular function (GO): nucleic acid binding; DNA-directed RNA polymerase activity; zinc ion binding
Source: RefSeq, a predicted model, not a curated record
AAGAAAUUCAAGGCGGGAAAGAAAAAAAAAUAGUGAAGGGUCAUUUAUUCAUUUCCAAUUGUCCGGUUGAUCUGGUACUUUUUUGUCGCAAACCCAUAUCUUUCAAUAUGUCUGCGAUUGGAACUCUCGUCUUCUGCACUGACUGCGGCUCUCUAUUGGAGGGUUCAAUUGGUGAUCCGACUAAGAUUCUUGUCUGCGAUGUCUGCGGAGCUAGGAAUAAAGACACCGUUCCCCAGACCAUUGUCUCCGAGUCCAAGCCAAGCGCAUUCCCGUCUGCCUUGAGAGCGAAAAGAUCUGCGGUCCAGACCUUGACGGCGUCAGACAGAAGAACCGAAGCCCUUACUCAACAUACUUGCAUCAAGUGUGGACGGAAAGAGAUGUACUACACCACCGUACAACUGCGCAGUGCAGAUGAAGGUAGUACGGUGUUUUACACAUGUGUCUGUGGUCACAAGGAAUCGACGAACAACUAAACGGCAAAGACCUGGUGUCUAUCUUUUUUUGGGGAAUUCUCAAUUGUACAUCUAU